AACCAUUCCCCUCGCCAGCCGACCCACACAAGACACAUUUGAGCUCAGUUCUCUCCCUCUCCUCUGCACAACCUCAGAUAUGCUCAGCACAGAGCGGAUUCAACACACUACAUCAGGAACUAAACACGGUCCUCGAAAAGAGCACAUCUCAGUAUCACUGUCUGGCUCAGGCUGUCAGGCUUAUUCAAGCCCUCCGCCCCGUCCCUUGAAACGUGCACACAUCCUCAGGAAGAAGAGGUCAGCAGUGAUGAUGUCACAGUGUUUACGAUGAAGAGCCUGUUGUCCGAGUGCGAACACGUGCCUGUUAAGGGACAGUGUAGGAGUUCCUUGUGGAUGGACUGAACAAUGCAGGGCGAUGGCCUCUCCUGUGCAGCUGUUCAUGAGCUUGCCUCAUCUGGACUAGGAGCGGAAUUCAUCUGACACUCGCACGGACUCACACACACCACUAAAAGCAUAAACACACUGCUUAGCCAUGUACAGCGUGGAAGACCUUCUCAUCUCUCAUGGAUACAAAGUCCCACAAAGGAACAGCAACAAUGUCCCCGUCUCACACUCGUCUUCCCCCCACCCUGCAACCUAUGAGAAAUGUCUGCCGUCACGAAGCGACAGCCGGUGUGAAAUCGCUGAGAAGCGGAAAGGACACAGCGGCGUGAAUGGCUACGAGGGGGACCAUGUUUACAGCGGUGGAGGCAUCAGACAAGCUCCUGCCAGGGGAUUCCCCGGUGACGCCGAGAACAGGGUCAGGAAGCAGAGGACACAAGACGUGGACAACGGUAACCUGGGAGAUGGACGUUUGCCAGAAGACAGCCUGACCACGGACAGUGGGUUUUUUGAGACCCACAGAGGAAUACAUUCUCAGCCUAAAUCUGAGCAGGAUGUGUCCUACUGGCGGAGAAGAGGUCAGGACUUUAGUGUGCUUCUGGAUUAUGCAGACUUGAGGGAUCCACGUGGAAGUGGAGGAGGGGUUCCCAACAAACCAGAGGGCAUGCAGCGGAGGCCAGAAUCUGCCUUAAGCACAGAGGAACACAACCGUGAAAGACAAAGGCGGGCAGAGAGCGCACGUGCCAGAGAGAGAGAGAUGGCCCUCCACCAGUGGAGAAUUGCAGCUGAAAGGAAGUACCAAAGUUUGGGAACAGAGGAGUGGCGUCCAAUGACUAGCAUGAGCCGUCAGCCAUCUGAGAACGAGGUGGCACAGGAGCAACGUAGGCCACGAACUGCAGAAGGAGCUGUUCCACCCAGAACCAAAAACAAGUCACAGUCACUGCCCAGAAUGGCUCUGCAAUCUGAAAGCCUCCAGUACUUCAGCAUACCAACUGCUGGGCAAGAUUCAUAUGGGAGCUAUAAGUUAAACGGUCACCACACACGAGACCCUCAUGGACGCCAUCUUAAUGAUAAAGAGAGCAGGUUGCGGUGGACUGACCGAUCAGGUGCACAGUCUGCACCACUAUCAAAACCGAGAUUCAGCCGACCUCUCCGACCUCCAUCUUACGAAGUGCACCAGCAGAUGCGUGGGAGCGCAGAGAUGCUCACAGGGGAGCUUGUUCCUCGUGCCAGAGACAGAACUCCACUGCCCUUCUCAAGGCAAGAGUACUUUGUACAAGAACUUGGUGGUUCUGGUGUAGAGCCCCCUGGUUAUAUCCCUCCUCCAUCCUACAGGAGGCAGCCUGUAGUUAAAGGGGGUCACAGAACUUAUCCUAUUUCAAUGGCUAACCACCAGUACAGAGGUGACCCUUAUAUGCCGGGCUCUGCCAUGACAGAAGUGCAGGAAUGGUUUAUAAGGCAGACUGGGAUGGCUUGGCCAGACCAUUACAGAGAUGGAAGAAGAAGUAUGCCCUGCAGGAGACAGGCAUAUCCAGGCUACAGUGAAGAACGGAUGGGUAAUGUUCAGUACAUUCCCUUUGAUGACCCCCGUGUCAGACACAUUUCAGGAGCAGGGAUAGAUGGGAACUCGUUGACGGAUGCAGACAAAAUCAGAAAUAUCAGAAAUGAGAUUCCGGUCAACCUCAUAUCUGAAAAGUCUAAUGACAGUGCCUUUUCUCUCACAGAGAAACCCUUUGACCGCACUGAACCAAGUAAAAGCAAUAUUAGUGACUCUGUUAAUGAGGACAGUAUGCACAAGGAAGUGUUGAAGGAGACGGAAAAUUCAAACACAAUACCUGACCAAAACUGCAACAGGCAUCCAGCUGCCCAUGGCAAUAUAGUUGCUAUUCAGAUGACAACGCAUCAGAACUCCAACUCAAACCAGGGUUUGAUUGAGACAGUGACACAAGUAAAGAAAUUUGAGGCAAAAACUGUGGCUGAGAAUAAGAAAAACUCAAAGAAGAAGCUGAAAGAGACAAUGUUUUGCCUGGUUUCUGUCCCUAUUAGUAUGCAAGCAAACAAAAGUGUCUCUGACCCAAAUAACAAUCAAAAAUUGACUAAUUCAAUAGAAAACACAGUGGUGCAGCAUGACAACCAAAACAUUUUGAAAACAUCAAGCAAAGAGACACAAAAACAGUCCAGCAGCUCCCUAUCCAUUAAAAGUUCCCCUUUAAAGAAAGAGAUUGUAGAUACUAGGUCACUUGAUCCAAGUCAAGACAAUGAAUUGUUCUAUGCAGGAUCCUGGCCUGGAGAUCAGUACAGAAACCAGGAAACUCAGACAGGCUCUCCAGAAGUUUCCAGAAAUACCCAUCCUCCUGCAAAUGACCAUCCCUCCAGUUACACAAUCACUGAUAAUGAUGAUGGAACCAACUGUAGUGGCAAUUACGGAUAUCCCAUGAUAGGUCAAAAGGAUCUCAACCCUUCCAGCAACAGCGCAUUCUCCAGAACUGGGACUGGAAGUAGUUCAAAUAUAAGGAGCCCAACUCUACCCCAGCCAGCAUCAAUUCCACCAUCUCCAGACCGUCAACCUUUGCUGAGAAAGACUAAGCAAACAGCAGAUGGUCAAGAAGUUUUUGGACAGUUCUUGUUAAAGCCAGUCAACAGACGAAAAUGGGAUGCAAUUGGGGAGCUUGAGUCUUUUAAUAAGGAAAUACAGGAUCAUACUGGGAAGUAUCCAAAUGUUGACCAGAAUAUAGAGGAGCUGGAUGAGGCAUUGAACAGUAUUUUGGAGCUGAGUAACACAAGCAGAGAGGUCAACAAUACAAAACAGGAAACCACCCCAGUUCACGUGAAGAAAGAAACUGAUCAGCAGUCACAUAUAGUGCAGGUCACAGAGGCGCAACUGAAAAGCAAUAACUUAAAUGUAAUGUCCAAUUCAGGGAAAAGAGGCCAUCCAGAAUACAAAGGAACAAAAAGUUCUUUGUCCAAGGCAAAGGUGGACAGCCAGACGCAAGAGAUACCUGUCACCAAAACUGAUAAUUAUGUAAACUUUGAGAUUCUGCAAAUGGAGGACACAGAUCCACUGAUACAUCGGCAGGAUAUCCCAGUGCCAAAGGAGUCCUUGCUUAAGGAUGUUGGUUUAACAGUAUACACUGCCGUUCCAGACACUGUGACGUCUGGAUCCCCGACAUGCCUGAGUCCUGAGUCACCUAUGUUAACCAGCCCUUCAGAUAACUCAGAGAUGUGUGAGACCUUGCAGAUUACAUCAUCAGACAGUAGCGGAGAUCUGAGCAGGCACAGCCCUGAGUUUGCCGAAGGUACUCAAAGCCUGAACAAUAAUAAUGCCUUCAACUCCAAAGCCCUCAAAAAGGAAGCUAGGAGAGGAAGCACAGAGGUUUCUAGAUCAGGGAGGUCCUCACGCAUCCAUGUGAUCAAGAGUCUUCAUUGUAGGUUUAAGGCUAAUUAUGAGGAUGAUGACGAUGAAAAUUUAUAUUCAGAUUAUAUGACCUGGAGUAAUGAAAAGACCUUGGCAGAUGAACAUCUUGAGACUCUUUUGAGUCAAGAGAAGGCCAACAAUAUGCAGACCGAAGACCUUACUAAUCUGUACCAAGUCCAGUGUGCCAAAGGCAUUCCUGAAAAUGAAUCCAUUGAACAACGGGCUGCCAGGAUUCUCGGCAUUGCAGUGCCAGUUGAAGCCUUGGUUGUUGAUCAGGUUGAUGGGAAACCAGUAGAAAGAAAUUUGAUAACCACAGAUGCUCCAGCUUUGGCAACGCAAACCAAAGAGAUGCGCUUAAAUGAGGAGAUGCAGAAUGUCAGUAGAGAGUUUGAGGAGGUGCCAGAUAGGUCUAUGGAAAGUUAUGGAGAUGUGUUAGAGGGAGGACUAGGAGAGGAGUCUGGAGAUUUAUCUAGUGCUGAGAAGCAUAGCCAGAGGGUCUCCUCAGUGUUGGAGCUCCCAGAGUUUCCUCCGAGUAAUUUAUGCUUGUCGCUUCCACUUGCCGAGGAUGAGGAAUUGACUCUUAGUGUAGGUGGGGGAGACAAGAAGGAGACAGUUAAUGCUGAGAUAACAGAGGCGCCAGAGGACCAGUUGCAGGUAUAUUGCUCAUCUCCACAGUCCCCCUCAUCCACAAAUGAUCAAGCAUCCCUGGAGUACAAUCUCUAUGCAAAAGAAGAAAGCUCUCAGUCAUUAGUGAGAACUAUCACCAGGAUCACCUUGGCCAAAGAGGCAGACAUGGAAGAAGAGGGAGCAGAACUAAAAGAAUCAGCUAAAGUGGAUGAAACGCUAGUGGAAGAAAACCAAUAUGGUGAGAAUGCAGUCGGAGAAAACAAAGACAUGACCAGUUAUAUGCAAGAAGAGGAUGAGGAAACGGUUCAGGAGGAAGUGUUAGCUGAAGAGCUGAUACAAGCAAGAUCAAGGCAGCAACCAAAGACUAUGGCACGUCCAAUCCCACAACCCCGUAGUGGCAUGGUAGCAAAGCGAGAGAUCACUUUGCCACAAGGAUUCAACAUGCAUAAUACAAUGUCUGCAAUAGAGGAUGAUGACAAGCUGUUUAUUUCAGAUGGAUAUGACCCAAGUCGUGUGGAGAGAGUCUGAACUUGGACACUGUCAGAGCAAACCUUGUGACUUUACCUGAAUACACGCUGUAAACAAACACUCAUUUAAAACUGGACGUGAUGUAGGCUAGAACCACUCACUAUUAAAAAUAGUCACAGAAGUUUAUAAGCAGGUCUAUGGACUUCAUGCCGCCUAUUAAGACUAUUAAUUCCGGGAACCUCUAUGACCUGUUGAUGGCUGGAAUAGCUAAGAUGUUUAUCAAUGAUAUAUGAAUGUAUAAUGUAUAUCAAGUAAAGCUCAGACAUUACACAAAUAGCUACAAAUCAGUCUGUAUAGACUUAAUAAUUUUCUAAAGUUUCUCUGCACCAGCAAAUGCUGGAGUUCUGUUGGGCUUUCACAGAACACAGUGUCAUUGUGCCAACAGCGACAAGAAAGACACAAAAGCUUGCACUUCUCAUUUUCUGCAGUAUUACCAAUGAGAGAACGGAGAGAGAGGCCUUGAUGUAACAAAGCAAUGAACUGGACUGGCGAGGUAGCAGCCGAAUCAGUGACAUUACACUGUGCUUUUAAACACAGAUAAAUAUUUUUGUAAGAAAUGUUAAAAGGAAAGUGUGAUUAUCUGUUUUACAGGUUGAAGAAACCAUGUGUGUCACUGUGGUAAAACUGCAAUACAAAAUAAGAUUUUUUUGAACGUUAUGAAAUAGGCUGCUUUUACCCAAAAGAGGCAGCUAAGAAGAAAGCUGAACAGAGGCAAAGAUUUAAGGAUAUUUUGUGUGUGAAAUCUUGGUCUCCAGCAACUUUAAUCUUAACUGCAGUGAUUUUAGUUUCCAUAGUUAUUGAUUUAAAAUUACUCCCUGCACUUAAGAGUUUUCAUAUCUCAUACGCAGUUUGAGCUUUUCAGAAUAGCAAUCUGACAAUGUAUCAUCUCACCACAAAAUGCAAUCAAAAAAAAAAGAAGAAGAAAAAUGUAUUUAUUUUUAUCAAGCUAUCAACAAUCUGUACAGAUGAAUAUAUAUUCGAAAAAGUGUUUUUAUUUUACCUUGUGAGUUUGUUUGCUUGCUUACAAUCAUUAUGGAUAUACCAUAUCUGAAUGUCUAUUAUCUUGUAUUACUCUGGCAAUGAAUGAUUCUUUUAUUGUGCCGUGUGGCGUGCUUUUUGUUGCACAAAUGUCAGAAAGUGUUAUGUGUGUUUCUUUAUGCACAUAUGAAGUAUUCUGCAUCUUAAGUUCUGAAAGCUUACUCAUAUUGUGAGUAUACAUACCGGAUGUAGUGCUUGUUAACUAGUUUAAUUGCUUGGUUACUUUCUGUUAUGACUCUGUACUUGCAUAGUUGAGGUGGACAACAGUUUCUCAAUGAUAUUUCCAUCACAUGGUUUAUAUAAAGUGCACUAAAAUGAAUUUAAGUAAAAGCGAAGUAAUUAGCGUAUCCAAAAACUGGAAAUAGUAGUCUCCGCCAAAAACUCCAGAAAAGUCAUUGCCUCCUUUUCCUCUGAAUAUAGUUAUUGUUAUGGAUAAGGGUGCAAAUACCAUAAUGUUAUAGUAAUAUUACUAUUGAUAUUUGCCAUAAGCAUAAUUAUAAUAAACCAUGAAUUCAUGCAAAUAGAUGUUCUGUAGUCAGUGGAUAGGGAAAAAUAAGACACAGCAUUAAUCACAUUUACUUUUUGUAAGUUGGCAUCAAAUUAUUGUUGUAAGUAGUCCUUGAUUGUUUAUACCAUUUUGUACCAUUUUGUUUUUCAAAACAGAUGAUUAUAUUGUUGCAUAUAACGUAUAUGGCAUUUAAUAUCUUUUUCUAUUUUCAUACAGAAACUGUACAUGAUUAUUUUGUAUUGGGUUGGAAUUGAUUUGCUUUCUCUGCAUGAGAUAAGAGAUGUAAACUGGGGUCAGGAAAAUGUUUUGCAUACAACUGCGUUUGGUACUACAUUAAAAAUAUAUUCAUUAUAUUACAUUGUGCACAUUUUUAUCCUGCUAAAAAAGCUUUGAACAGUAUUUAAAUUCAAAACAAGCUAUUUUUUGAAUAUUUUACAGAAAGGGGAGUGUUUACUGUGCACCUCAGUAUUGGGUGAAUGUGAAUGAAAUGUUUGAGAGGAAACUCCUUUGUACAUUAUAGUAGAUUGCUCAUUAAUAAACUCCUUGCAUGGA
This is a messenger RNA of Megalobrama amblycephala (Wuchang bream), 6989 nucleotides long. It is a transcript of the gene jcada, whose product is annotated as junctional cadherin 5 associated a. The coding region runs from base 473 to 4891 and encodes 1472 amino acids. Lineage: Eukaryota; Metazoa; Chordata; Actinopteri; Cypriniformes; Xenocyprididae. The record is from RefSeq and is a predicted model, not a curated record. Gene Ontology annotation, cellular component: adherens junction; ruffle membrane. The transcript has 5 exons. Gene Ontology annotation, biological process: positive regulation of blood vessel endothelial cell proliferation involved in sprouting angiogenesis.